AUGGCUGCAUACAUUUAUUUUUUGGAUAUGGGAGCCGUAAUGGAUCAAGUUUUCGUCUGCCGGAUCCCUCCCGUGGUCUCGUCCUAUUAUGAGUUGGAGAUGGAAGUGCGAAGACAACUCCAGCUGGAGCCGCAUUUUCUGCUGCUCCAUACGAAAUGUAAGCUAGCGAUGAAUUGCUUUGCGGAGUUCUCGGAUCCUCCGCCGUUCAAGAGCCAUGGCGAGUUUCAAUUGGCGUUUGGAACGAAGAAAAUGCUUGAGACUGUAAGUUUUCGAUUUGAAGUUUGAGUAAUUUCUCUUUGCCGUUAUGAUUGGAUGUAUGGCGCGACUUAAAACUUUCAAAAAAAGGGCUUUUGCCUUGUGUUUCUUCUUGACCUUUUAUUUGCAGUGCCCUGAUCUUCCCCUGAAACCGGAAGUUGUUGCGCAGGCGCAUGGCUUAAUGGAGAUCAAGAAAGAAAUCCUCGAAUCCGAAGAAGAAGUGGUCUGGCUACCUAAUCCUCGCGAGCCGAAAGUGUUCAAGAUCCCUCCGGGUCAAGAUCAGCCAACGAACCAGCCGUCGACAUCCGCCGCGGGUAUUUCGAAGUUUGGCUCCCCGCCAUUUUUAAACGAAUACAAUUUUGUGGAUUCCAAGGUAGGAAGUUGAAGUUUUUUGUUUGACAAGGAAAGUACUUCUACGGGGUAUGGAGUUACAGGUCUAUAUCAAAAAAUUCGCAAAAUUGUUCUGAUUUAGAAUAUGGAAAAAUAAGCUGCCUAUUUUUGGUUUGUAAGGGUGAAAAAAUCCUCUGAACUUUUCUCGCAACACCACGCAAAUGCCUUUUUGACUAACAGGGGAAGUACCCCAAGUGCGACGCUCAGAUUUUGAUGAAACUUGGUACAAAUUUAGAGUAUUUUUUUCUAAAAUAUAUGCGAGAAACCUAGCUCGCGGUUUGCAGAGACAACCGAUAUUUUUAGUUCGAAAGUUGGCGAAAAUUUGACACUUUUUGCCGAAUUUCGGCACGAAAAGUUUUAUGCCUAUUUCUACCAUAGAGGGUAAUGUUUCCACAAAAAAUCAAUUUUUUCCGCACGAAGGCGAAGUUAUGAACAAAAAUUGUUUUUCUCUCUGACCGCCCUCCGCGUUUCGCGUGCUCUCUGCGGCAAAGAUCGUUCAAUAUCUCGGCUGCACAUGCAAAGCGCGAGCUAAAACUUUCAGGAAUUAAUGCUUAGUCCAUGACCGAUGUGUGUGCAAAAUUUGAAAAAAAAAUCUGAGCGUCGCACUUGGGCUACUUCCCCUGUAAGUUUUUUCCAAGUCAAAUGCGUGUUUUUGAGCUAAAGUAAACUGUUGUAUCUUGACAAGCCUUAAAAUAUCAAAUUUAAUUUAUACUACACCUUAAUUAAUAACCGCAAUGUAAAAAAGGCGCAUUUGCAUGCUGUUGCGAGAAAAGUUCAUACGAUUUUUUCAUCCUUACAAACCAAAAUUAGGCGGCUAAUUUUUACAUAUUCUGUAUCAAAAAAAUUUUGCGAAUUUUUUGAUAUUAGACAGAGAGGUCCGCAAAACGAGCUUUAUGUUGCUUUUUCAUGGUCUUCAGAUGGAUCAAAGAACGAUGGAUGGAGAACGCGUGCCGCCAGCGUCGUCCACUGUCGAAAUUCAAACAACCCCGAUCUUCGCCCCACCAUAUACAUCAACCCCGAUUUCUGCACCGAGAGGAAACAUACGGAGAUUCACGGCAGAGGAACGUCGGAUCCAAGAAGAGCUGAAGAAACAUUCACUGAUCAAGCUAAUCAUGGCGUCUCCGCGGCAUGCUGGCCUACUUUAUCAGCUUGAAGACAAUCAACACCCGCCCAUGUUCUAUACCGCUUUGUCGGAAGUUUUGGCGUGGUAUAUUGUCCAGAAUUCGUAAGUUUUUUCCUUGGCGGACUGGAGUUUGAAUGGUUUGAAGUAAUUCGCUACUAUCAUUCCGCCAAUUCACGCAUGAUGAUUAAUUUUCAGCCCCUUCCACACCAAAGCAACGGCGUAUCCGAUUGUGGAACAUCUUCUCCGUCCCCAUCCCACCAUUUUGAUCAGUCAUCUCUUUGGCCCCGAUUCUUUUCGAUUGGUGGCCCGUUUCAAAUGGGUUCUGCGAAAACUGUCCAAUGCUCACAAUACAGUGUAG
Molecule: messenger RNA, 2126 nt
Organism: Bursaphelenchus xylophilus (pine wood nematode)
Lineage: Eukaryota; Metazoa; Nematoda; Chromadorea; Rhabditida; Aphelenchoididae
Source: the annotation of a GenBank genome assembly